Messenger RNA from Orbilia oligospora ATCC 24927, 1659 nucleotides. RefSeq lists its product as uncharacterized. Gene Ontology annotation, cellular component: mitochondrion. The record is from RefSeq and is a predicted model, not a curated record. Gene Ontology annotation, molecular function: catalytic activity; FAD binding. The coding region runs from base 1 to 1659 and encodes 552 amino acids. The transcript is spliced from 4 exons. Lineage: Eukaryota; Fungi; Ascomycota; Orbiliomycetes; Orbiliales; Orbiliaceae.
AUGCAGUCUCUCAGUCGCGCGACACUGAGGACGCUGGUGCGCUCUAAGACAGCAAGAGCGACUUAUUCUUCGAGAACGACUUCGGGCAAGGUUCUAUCUAGUAAAAUAUCACCAUUAAAUGCAGCUGUUACUCCGACUUCCCGGACAUUUAGUACCCAGUUCGCAAGGUACUCUGCUGCGUCAAAAGAAGUUAAAUUCACAGCCGACAACUAUCCAAACGUCCAAAGAGACCCUCGAUUCUCUAAAUUAACCCGCGAAGACGUCGACCACUUCAAAUCCAUCCUUAGCUCCCAGUCAUCUAUAAUUGAUGCUCAAGACGACGCAUCCGAACUAGAAGGCUUCAACACCGAUUGGGUUCGCAAAUACCGUGGCCAGUCACAAUUAGUUCUGAAACCCAAGUCGGCAGAGGAAGUCAGCAAAAUUCUAAAGUACUGCAAUGACCGGAAUCUUGCUGUUGUACCACAGGGUGGGAAUACUGGACUCGUUGGCGGCUCCGUCCCCGUGUUUGACGAGAUUGUUAUCAGUCUUGCCGCCAUGAAUUCAAUCCGCAGCUUCGACGAAGUCUCUGGUGUUCUCGUCUGUGACGCAGGGGUUAUCUUAGAAUCGGCGGAUUCCUACCUGCGUGAAAGGAACCAUAUUUUCCCAUUAGAUCUCGGUGCGAAGGGUUCCUGUCAUGUAGGAGGCAACGUGGCCACGAACGCCGGUGGACUACGACUCCUAAGAUAUGGAAGCCUUCACGGGACGGUUUUGGGUGUAGAAGCUGUUUUGCCUGAUGGCACAAUCCUCCACGACCUCCAGACUUUGAGAAAAAACAAUACGGGAUUCGAUCUUAAACAAAUCUUCAUCGGAUCCGAAGGUACCGUUGGAAUCAUCACUGGAAUCUCAAUUCUCUGCCCCAGGAGAUCAAACGCCGUCAACACCGCUUACUUUGGACUCAACUCCUUUGAUCACGUUAAAAGAGCAUUUACAAAAGCUAAGACCGACCUCGGGGAGAUUCUAUCCGCAUUCGAACUCAUGGACGGAUUGACUCAAGAUCUUUUCCACAAAACAACCGGAAAACCAUACCCACUAUCAGAGCGUUACCCAUUCCACGUAUUAAUCGAAACCAGUGGUUCCAAUGGCGAGCACGACUCCGCUAAACUCGAGGCAUUUCUGGAAGAAGUCAUGGGUGAAGAAAUUGUUGCGGAUGGAACUGUAGCCCAGGAUGAAACGCAGGCCCAGAGUUUAUGGAGAUGGAGAGAAGGGUUGCCAGAAUCAUGCGCGCAUUGGGGUGGAACAUAUAAAUACGAUGUUUCGAUCCCGCUAAACGACUUUUAUACUUUAAUUGAAGAUUGUCGGAAACUAUUUGAUGAAGCUGGACUAGUGGGUGGUACGGAGGAUGAUUCUAAGCCUGUGAUUGGAGUUGUGGGAUGGGGCCAUAUGGGAGAUUCGAAUUUACAUUUGAACGUUCCCGUCAGGUGGUAUGAUAAGAAAUUUGAAAAGUUACUGGAGCCAUGGGUUUAUGAGUGGAUUCAGAAGAGAAAUGGUAGCAUUAGCGCAGAGCAUGGUUUGGGAUUCGCAAAACGUGAUUUUGUGCAGUACAGUAGGGAUGAGACAGCUUUGGAGAUUAUGAGGCGGGUGAAGAAUACCUUCGACCCUAAGGGGAUUAUGAAUCCGUGA